AAGGACCAGCAUAAGCAUCCCAGUUGAAGCCCCGGCUCCCCACCUGCAGGGGAGUCACUUCACAAGCGGUGAAGCAGGUCUGCAGGUGUCUAUCUUUCUCUCCCCCUCUCUGUCUUCCCCAUCUCUCUCCAUUUCUCUCUGUCCUAUCCAACAACAAUGACAUCAAUAAUAACUACAACAACAAUAAAAAACAAGGACAACAAAAGGAAAAAUGAACAAUUUUUUUUAAAUAAAAAAAAAAAAAGAAAUACUUUCAUGUUUGAGGCUCUGAAGUCCCAGGUUUAAUCUCUGGCAUCCCGAUAAACCACACCUAAACAGUGCUCUGCUAGAAAAACAAACAACAAAACCGAAACAAAAAAAAAAGUUAUGAGGGGCAGGGAUAGAUAGCAUAAUGGUUAUGCAAACACGCUGCCAUGCCUGAGGCUCCAAAGAAGUCCCAGGUUCAAUCCUCCCACACCACCAUAAACCAGAGCUGAGCAGUGCUCUGGUUAAAAAAAAAAAAAAAAAAGUUACGUUCAAAGGACUAUUUUCCCAGUAAACAUCCAAAUAGAAUUAAGUUGAAGUAGAAAUCUUCCAAAAGUACUUGAGUGUAUUAUGCAGCUUACAAAAACGUAUUAUUGGGUGUAUGUUUUAGGAAUUAAAGAAUAAAUCCCAACACAAUGCUUAAUAGAGAUAUGGACCCCACCGAUGACAACCUGGCAGCAGAGUCUCCCAGCUGUUUGCUUCCAGAACUGUAUGUUGCUGCAGACUACUUUCACAAGGAAAAGAAGAAGUCAAAUCUCUUGAAAACAAGGGGUAUCUCGCCCAGUGAAGCGAAGAAAACUCUUCAUCAGAACCUCAGUGCCAUGUUAUUUGGUGGACCUGAUUCGAAAGAAGACCAGCCAGCUCUGACGUGCACACUGGUUAGAAGAGAAAAGCCAGAAUCCAUGACAGAUCUCCUCCACCGCACCUUACUGACUGAUUCCCUGUCACUGAUGAACAAACUCAACAAGUCCAAGCAAAGACUCCUUCAGAGAGGGAUUCCUCCCCCCAAGCACAGUUUUCCUUAUGAUAUUUUCUUUGAACACACCAACACUCUAGCACUGGAAGCUCUACAUAAGAAGAUCAAGUUCACCAAAUCAGUGUUCAGGCAUAGUCAUACUUUAACCACCCAAGGAAAAGUUAUCUCAGAUGACAGAGUCCCAAAAUACUUACUGGUUGACCCAGAAAAACAGUUCAUGGACCUGAAGGACCUGGAAUGGAGAUAUUACAAGGGGCUUGUGAAGUGGAAGCAUAAAACUUCAUAUUCAUUCAUAGACAUAAAAUACAACAGUGAAAGAAGAUUUGUGGAGAAUCAGCUUACGCCCAAUAUUAUUUUACCUCCUCUAAUUGAUAAAUCUUUGGUCAUUUAUCCUCAUAUUGGUUAUCAAAAAAUGUAAUUUUUCCUUAAAUGGAAUGUAUGAUUUAUUAAAUUAUCUUGGGUGAUGAUUUUGGUUUUUGGAGAGAGCACUGGAUUUAUACAUGAAAAGCAAAGGAUCUGUGGCACCAUGAAACACAGGAGUUGAGUCUAUGUAAUAGUCAUGCAAAGUCCAAAACUGAACCAUUAUGUGAAGUAGAAGAUCCAAACCAAUCGACUAGGAUAAGACCUGUUUUGAACCUGUGGCGCCCAUCUGGACUAAAGUUGAGGUAAGAUCAUAUGAGAGAAAUAGGCGCAGAUGUCAGGGAAUUAUCAGAUAAGAAUAGCUCCUACUUUUUACAAGAGCACAUGAGGCCCAUUAGUAGAAAAAUAAAAGUGGUAAA
Molecule: messenger RNA, 1779 nt
Organism: Erinaceus europaeus (western European hedgehog)
Lineage: Eukaryota; Metazoa; Chordata; Mammalia; Eulipotyphla; Erinaceidae
Gene: C10H9orf153
Product: chromosome 10 C9orf153 homolog
Exons: 3
Coding region: 660-1418 (252 amino acids)
Source: RefSeq, a predicted model, not a curated record